AUGAAGGUUGUGAUUGCUGUGGCUGUAGCCUGUGUGCUGGCGCUUGCCUUUGGCGGCGCGGUUGCCCAGCCGCGUGUGCAGACACCAGCGCCGUUGUUUGAGGCUGACGCUGUGCUCAACAAGGAGUUUGUGCGGGUCUCGCUGGACGACUACAAGGGCAAGUGGGUGGUUCUCUUCUUCUAUCCUCUCGACUUUACCUUUGUGUGUCCGUCGGAGAUCAUCGCGUUCUCGGAUGCGUACAAAGAGUUUGAGGCGCUGAACACGGCGGUGCUCGCGGCUUCGGUCGAUUCCAAGUUUACCCACCUUGCGUGGCUCAAGACCAAGCGGACCGAGGGCGGGCUCGGCGACAUUGCGUUCCCGAUCAUCUCGGAUCUCGAGAAGAAGAUUGCCGACAAGUACGGCGUGCUUAUCACCGAGGGCGAGGACGCCGGCGUGGCGCUGCGCGGCCUGUUCAUCAUUGACCCGGAAGGCAUUCUCCGCCAGAUCACCAUUAACGAUCUUCCGGUCGGCCGUUCGGUCCACGAGACUCUGCGUGUGCUCAAGGCCUUCCAGUUUGUGCACAAGGCGGGCGACAACACCGUGUGCCCGGCUAACUGGCAGGAGGGUGCGCGGACGAUGAAGGCCGAUCCCGAGGACUGCAAGGAGUACUUCCGUGCCGUCUUUGAGGAUACCGAGUAGCCGUCUCACGUAGUAGGCGAGCCAAAAGGCCGCAAAGAUAUGCCAGCAAAGAUCAUCUGCAUUGCA
Messenger RNA from Thecamonas trahens ATCC 50062, 744 nucleotides. Its product is annotated as 2-Cys peroxiredoxin. The transcript has 3 exons. Gene Ontology annotation, molecular function: thioredoxin peroxidase activity. Gene Ontology annotation, cellular component: cytosol. NCBI's taxonomy places the organism in Eukaryota, Apusomonadida, Apusomonadidae. The coding region runs from base 1 to 678 and encodes 225 amino acids. The record is from RefSeq and is a predicted model, not a curated record. Gene Ontology annotation, biological process: response to oxidative stress; cellular response to stress; cell redox homeostasis.